Bombus terrestris (buff-tailed bumblebee) is the source of this 3585-nucleotide messenger RNA. RefSeq names its product gamma-tubulin complex component 5 (gene Grip128). Gene Ontology annotation, molecular function: microtubule minus-end binding; gamma-tubulin binding. Gene Ontology annotation, biological process: spindle assembly; cytoplasmic microtubule organization; meiotic cell cycle. Lineage: Eukaryota; Metazoa; Arthropoda; Insecta; Hymenoptera; Apidae. The record is from RefSeq and is a predicted model, not a curated record. The transcript has 15 exons. Gene Ontology annotation, cellular component: gamma-tubulin complex; centrosome; equatorial microtubule organizing center. The coding region runs from base 275 to 3229 and encodes 984 amino acids.
UUUCGGUAUCUAUUUAAAAAUGGAGUCUAAUAUUUGGGAAGUGUCAUGCGCAUAUUAUUUAAUCGGGAUAUAUUUUGCUUUAGAAGAAAUUAAAAAUUGAUAUUGUUUUAGUGAAAUGAGUAUUUUUAUAUAAUUGUUAUGGAAUUAAAAUUAUAUAUAAAUGAAAUUUCAAGAUUACAUAAUCUUUUUGUUUAUGUACGAAAUUAAGUAUAGAGCACUUUAAAGGCACAAAAUUAUUCUUUUGCCUCAAUUUUCUACUUUUCUUUAAACAAGAAUGGGUACAAAAAUAUUAAAUGACAUUCACAAUGACAUGAAGCAGUUAAUAACAGCAAUUACAUCUUUUGAGGAAAAUGAAGAAGGAUUUCGAAUUUGUGAACGAUUCUGUAUGACAAAUAUUAAACAUCAUCGAUAUCUAUCUGUCAAUAGUAACAGUACAAAAGAAGCUAUUAAAGCUCUAAUUACAAAAUUUUCGAUCCAUGGAAAAUAUGAUGUAGCAAAAAAGUUUGAGGAACUUGUAGAUGCAUUUCUGUCAAGUUUUAAUUUUGAACAGCAUCCACAGUAUGAUCUGCAGUGGUAUCUAUUAACAUUGCUAUUGGAAUUAGCUAAAGAAACCUGUAAAUCUGAUUUGGAAUCUUUGGCAUUAACACGCGGAGAAUAUACUUUCAAUGUAACAGGUGAAGAUGAAAAUGAGGUUGCAGAAGAAAUUGAUUGGGCUGAAUAUUUAAAAGAAGGCCAAGAAAACUUUUUCAAUGAUUACAAAAGUGACACAGACAGUGAAUGGUCUAAUGAUACAGAAGAUAAUGUGGAUAUAGGUUCAAAUUUUGAAGUACCAAUAGACAUCUCAGAUUCAAAUAAAGCAAUAUGCAUACCAUCUGUUGAAAAAGAAUUAAAUAACUUAUCUUUAGCUCUAAAUGAAGAACUUAAAUCUAAAAAUUGGUUAUUAUCAAAUGUUCAAAACACCUGGUGGAAUGAGUUAGACUGGAGAAAAUAUCCAGUUAAAAGCAGAUUUUCUGAUGCUCAUCUUUGUGAAAUUUGGCAUAAAGCAAAUGGCAGAGAUCUUUAUACACUUGGAACUCUUAGCGAAUAUCUAGUAUGCAGAGAAUUGUUAUGGAUGUUCUAUGCUCCAAUGCAAAUGGUAGUGUUUCAACAAAAUGAAGAAACAGGGUUUUUUAUUCGUCCUGAUAUAUCAAUACCUAGUUUAACUACUGCUGCAUUUAAUAGUAUUCUUUUACCAUUUUGUAAGUAUUUUUCGAUGAUACAUGAUUUAGAACAAUUUGGAAUUAGAUUGUAUUCUAUGGAAGAUGAUUUUUGUAAAAAGCCACCUUUAACAUAUGAAACUUACAAUGCAAUUCUGAGACAACAUUUGAUGAAAUUUAGGAAGAAAAUAAUUGCUAUAGAAAAAUCUCUUAUGAAACAAGAUGGCAAUUUAACGUUUCUGUCUUUAUCAUCAAUCCUUAAAAAAAAUUUAUAUAAUAUACAAAUUUUACAUGAAGUUCAUAAAAGGUCAGUAUUAAAUUGGAAACUUCAUCCAAACUGGAAGUGUGCAUCUAAAUUACUAUCAUCUUUGUAUUUUGAAAUACAAAACUCACACAAUAUAGAAAGAACAAAUAUUUGUACUAGUUUAUAUUUAUCUAGCCUUACUGUUUAUUUAAAUAUAAUUGAUACAUGGUUAAGUGAUGGACGUUUUGAAGAUUGGAGGGAAGAAUUUAUAAUUGCAAGGUUAUCAAGCAAUGCAGUUUCAGAAAGUAGCAUACAGUAUGAAACAUUGUUUUUGAGACCUUUGGAUAGUAUAUGUUUAAGAGAUCCAAUCAUGCAAUUCUUGAUAAGGAAGAUACAACAUAUAGGACAAAGUAUUGAAUUGUUAGUAUCUCUAGAUCGAAUUACAGAUAUAUGGAGAAUUAAUGUUGGAGGAAAUGAAUUGAAGAGAUCUUUGGUGGAUGAAUUUUAUGGCAAAUUAGAAGUAGAAAUUUCUAAAUAUAGUACAGAUGAACAAAAAGAAGAAAAGAAAGUAUCUUCAUCUCAGAAAAAAGAAGUUACUAAGAAUGAGUAUGAUGAGGAUAUGGAAAAAAACAUUAUAAAACAAUUAUCUGAAUUUAAUAAUCCAUUUUUAUUAAAAGCUUUAGAAGAAUAUCUCCCUUCUGAAUUGUUAAAAAAAAGUAAUACUGAUGAUGCUGAGGUUUCCAAGAUUCAAAAUAUCAAAAUGGAAACUAAUAUUUUCAAAAGGCUUGAAAGAGAAUCAAAUUAUAUAUUACCAUUCAGAAAAAUAUUAGAAAAUAUUCUAGCAGAAAUUUUGAUUUCACGAUAUAAUGGUGCCAGCAAAUUAGUCAAAAAUAUUAUGUGUGAGGAAUAUAAAUUGGAAUCACAUUUAACAUUAAUGAGAUCUGUCUAUAUGAUGGAAGCAGGUCAUAUUAUGAACAAAUUUUACCAAAGAUUGUUUCAUGAGAUUGAAACUAAUCAAAUGUGGAAUAAUUCAUAUUUUCUAUCAUGUAUACUUGAAGAAGUCCUUUCUCAAUGGUGGGCAGAUUUAAGUUCACGUUGGUCUAUUACAGUUUCUAGCACUCAUACAAAUCAAGUAUUAAUGGCUGUUGAUAAUAUAACAUUGCAUUAUACAAUUGGCUGGCCUAUAAAUAUUGUAUUAAAUGAGAAAACCUUCAUCAAAUAUAAUGAAAUAUUUAGAUUUCAGUUAAAAUUAAAAUGGGCUUUAUGGACAUUAAAUAAUUUAAGAUUUAGCGACUUAGAAGGUUCGAAAUCAAUGUGUAAAAGGAAUAAAUUAGAACAGUUUCAUAUAAGGCGUAUUGAAAGCCUACGAUUCUGCUUGUUACAUGCAAUUACUUCAGUACAUACUUAUUUAUCAGGUCAAGUAUUACAAAAUUUAAGUCUUAUGUUAGAAAAAUCUUUAACACAAGCUGAGAGUUUGGACACAAUUAUAUCAGUUCAUAAUGAAUAUUUAAAAAAAGUUUAUGAACAUUGUUUAUUAACUUCAGAGUAUGAAGAUUUAAUGGCAACAAUAAAUAAUUUAAUUGAAAUGUGUAAUCAUAUCCGAGUUCGAUGGAAUUAUAAAAAAUUAACAUUUGCCAGUGAAGAAUUAGAUGUGUUAGAAAGCAGCUAUAAUAAAUAUCACAUGUACCUUGCUUUAGCCCUACAUAAUGCAGUUCAGAAUAAGGAUGCAAAUUAUUUGACUGGCUUAAGCUCUGCAUUUAAUUGCAGUAUGUCAUAUACCCAACAGUAAAAUAUUUUCAAAUUUUUUAUAUCCAAUAAUAAUUCUAUAGAAAAUAACAUUAUAACAAAUUGCAUUAUUACAAAUCUUCUUUUUAAUCUAAAUUUUGCGCUAAAUCUUUGAUUAACAAAAAUACUAUCAAUAUAUUGCUCUUACUAAUACUUUGUAAGUAAUUGUGUUAUAAUUCUUUUUAAUAAGAAAUAUAUGUAUACUUCGAAAAUCUUAAAUAUUUCAAAAUAUGUAUUACAAUUUAUGGAAUUUUAUUGAAAUAUUUAUGAAAAUUGCAAUAUCAUAUGUUCUGUUACAUAAUUUGUACAUUAAAAGUAUAUCAAUUUAUACUGUAGAAUAAAAGAUCUAUUUUAAGUUUU